Molecule: messenger RNA, 1705 nt
Organism: Caenorhabditis elegans
Lineage: Eukaryota; Metazoa; Nematoda; Chromadorea; Rhabditida; Rhabditidae
Gene: try-12
Product: Peptidase S1 domain-containing protein
Exons: 3
Coding region: 58-1335 (425 amino acids)
Biological process (GO): proteolysis
Molecular function (GO): serine-type endopeptidase activity
Source: RefSeq, marked reviewed
AUAGGAGCACCAGAGUUCUCCUGUUUGUACCUUUUCUCCUUCAUUUUCUCUACAGAAAUGAAGGUUUCUCUUCUGGUCCUAACAAUAUUAUUCACGGCUGUGUGUGCGGGAAAAUUGGACGAAAAGCAUAACGAAAUACUACAGUUAAAAUGUGGAAUAAAGGGCUCUCAACGAGAAUUCAUCAACGGAGACACGGCUCGUCCUGGAGAUCACCCAUGGGCGGUAUCAGUUUAUGUCAAGGCGAAUACUACUUCAAAAAAUGGAGUGUUUCUUGGACCUGGAACUCUGAUCUCGGCACGUCAUGUUUUGACAUUUAAUAGUAUCAAAGUGGUUGAUGGAAAACGGAGAAUAUUGGGACAGGAAGAAGUUAAUGGUGCCUGCAAUGGAAAUCAUUUUGAGUUAUCCCAAGAUGAAAUGUAUCAUUUCGAUUACGACUUCGAACAUUUCAAGAAUUUCGACAGCAAAAGAGAUUUCAAAAAUACAAUUGCAAGUGUAUACAUUAUCAAUGGAUGUCAAUCAUCUCCGCCGCCUGCGACCCUUUUGAUGUUUGAAUUGAAAGAAAGCGCUUUGCACAACAAAAAAGGAUAUCCAGUUUGCAUUUCGAAUUCUCCAAAGCAUUUUGAUGCUUCUGAUUUCGAAGUUUUUGGACUUAAUCAACAAGGAAGACUAGUCAGCGGAGCCUUUGCGCCAACUAAUUGCACUGCAACAGCUCCCUUCUCCUGUGCUCACGCGGUGAAACAAAAUCAAGGAUUGUGCUCGGGAGACUUUGGCGGAAGUGCCGUUUCAAGAAUUGAUAAUCGCUUCACAAUGCUUGGCUUCUUCGCACAAGGAAAUAAGAAUUGCAAAGCAAAGCCAGAAACCUUGGAAGCCUUCAAAUUCCUGAAUAUCGGAUAUUAUCGCGAGGAAAUCUGCGAAGUCACGGGAAUUUGUACUCCAUCACCACCAUCACCAGAGGAGUCAACUACGCUGUCUCCAAGUGAGCUUAUUCCAGGAGAAUCAACUGACACACCACCAUCUUCCAAAACUGACGUACCCGAGGGAACCACUGAGCAAGAGUUUUUCACAGAAGGACCAGCGUCUACAGAUCACUCAAUUUCUACCACAGACCAGAGGGAACGCCUGAAAACGAGUUUUUCACUGAAGAAUCAGCAUCUACAGCUUUUCCACUUGUUACAGACGUGCCCGAGGGAACCCUUGAGCAAGAAUUUUUCACAGAAAAACCAGAGUUUACAUUUGACCCAAUUAUUACUGCCGAGUCCGAGGGAACAACUCCAGAAGAAAUCAUCACGGAAAAUCCCGUGUCCACAUAUGAGUCUGCCAGAACAACUGAAGUAAUGUUCACGGAAGUGGAACCAGAAGAUGAAAUCACCGAAUCUUCAGUCCGACCAACUGGAGAAAGUGGUCCAGGAAUGUCUUCCACUGGGUCACCAGAGGAAGAAUUCACGAGCCCUUCACCAGUGGACUUCACAACACAAUACCCGGAUCCCACUACCACUGUGCCUGCAAUUAGAAUUGGUGAAAAUGGAGAAGUUAUCCACGCUGAGACAUUCGAGCCAAUGAGAGUGGUCAUUCACAAUUGCACUAGUGAAGAAACACGUGAUCAGAAUAUUGGAGGAGGUGUUGUCACAAGAGGAAACCGAGGAAGUGUUGAUGAGAUUAAUAUUUAUAUUAACAUGAAUUGAUGCUUCAAUAAAGGCUCUGAACA